Messenger RNA from Miscanthus lutarioriparius, 2058 nucleotides. NCBI's taxonomy places the organism in Eukaryota, Viridiplantae, Streptophyta, Magnoliopsida, Poales, Poaceae. The record is from the annotation of a GenBank genome assembly.
AUGUACACUUUGCAUCUACAGUACUCCACUGUACUCCUCGACAGUCGACACAACCCUCCGCCGCUCGCUGAUCGACACUCCAAAAUUCUCCUCCCCGCCGGCGCCCUUCCCUUCCAACAACGGGAGCUCGGAUCCUCCUUUCUCCGGCCACUCAACCUCUCUAGGCGCAGGGAGGAUUUGAGGGGCUCAAGACAAAUUAUUUUCACAACCUCAAGACAAAUUGAUGUGGCUCAAUCCUGUUGCUCUAGUUUAGAAGGAUAUAUUCACAACAUUCAACCUCUAAGUGACGAGGACUCUCAGAAGCUGUUUUAUAAAAGGGUUUUCCAAAGUAAGCAUUGCUGCCCUCCCUACUUGGAAGAAGUUUCUCAUGCAAUUAUAAAAAAGUGCCAUGGUUUGCCACUAGCUAUAAUAACAAUAGCUAGUUUGCUAGCUAACAAGAAUUCGGAUGCAAAAGAGCAAUGGGAGCAAGUCAAAGAUUCUAUGGUUUCUAUACUCAAUGCACAAUAUGUUGGAGAUAUAUUGUUGCUUAGCUACUAUGAUCUUCCUUGCCAUUUGAAGACAUGCUUCUUAUAUCUCAGUGUAUUUCCAGAGGACUAUAGGAUUGAUAGAGAAGAAUUAAUACGGAUGUGGAUAGCUGAAGGCUUUAUCACUCAAGUGAAGGGACAAUCCUUGGAACAAAUAGGAGAAAACUAUUUUAAUGAUCUUAUCAAUAGAAGCUUGAUACAACCUAUUGAUAUGAUGUAUGAUGGUAGGGCUGGUGGCUGUCGAGUCCAUGAUAUGGUGCUUGAUCUUAUCAUAUCCCAGUCCACAGAACAGAACUUUACCACAAUAGUUGAAGGCCAUGCAUAUAAGUCCAAUAAAGUUCGCAGGCUCUCUCUUCAAUCCAGAUGUAUGGGAAACGGAGUGAUGCAGGAGAUUAUGGACAGGUGCUUGCAGAUCCGUUCACUUAUUAGCUUCCAUGAAUUAGAUAAGCAAACAUUUCAACUUUCAAAGUUCUGUUACUUGAGAGUAUUGGUUUUGGAAGAUGAGGAUUAUGGGCAUCUUGGCAACCAGCAAAUCAAGUAUCUCGGAAGCCUUAUCCAGUUAAAGUAUUUGAAACUCAAUUCUGCUGGUAUUACCAAUCUUCCAAAUAGAAUUGGACACCUACAGAAUUUGCAGACACUAGAUCUGAGUGGCAGUAUUAUAGAAAAAAUUCCACCAACCAUUGGUCGUCUGCAAAAUUUGGUUCACUUCCUUGUUGGUGGUUAUUAUGUGUAUUUUCCUGAUGAUAUCGGAAAUCUUCAAGCCUUACGCACGCUUUCAUUCGUUUGCCCUUGUAACCCGGUGAACUUUGUGGGACAGCUCAGAAGAUUAACCAAUCUAAGGAUCCUUGGAAUCCAACUGCAUUGCAGUUGCAGAGAUAAACUUGGUGAUCAUGACAUGGAGAGGUACCAGGAGUCUUUAGAGUCAUCUCUCACUCUGUUGGCCAAACACGAGCUGAAGUCACUGGAGAUUGACUUUGGAGAUUACCCAGCAGCAGAUAAACUGAUGGAUUCAAUAUGCAGUGAUGCUCGAUGUCUUCAGAAGCUCAUAUGCUGUCCUUCUCUUAGUAGACUUCCGCAAAGGGUGUCAUCUCUUGUUAGUCUUGCCCACCUUGGCAUUGGUGUCACUAAAAUUAAACAGGAAGAGCUCUGCAUACUCGGAGGCAUUCCCUCACUGCUUUACGUCAGUCUGAUUUCAAGUGAAGCCCCUGGUGACAGGCUCACCAUCGGCAGCCAACUAUUCUGUUGCCUGAAGGAGUUUGUUUUCCGGACCAAAGGGAUUGGUGGGCUGAGGAUGGUUUGUGAAAGGGAAGCGAUGCCAAUGCUCAAAAGAUUUAAUCUCGAGUUCAACUUGGCUCUACAUGCCGCCGUAGACGUAGGCAAGUUGGGUUUUUCGGUCACCUAUUUGCUUUCUGAGGGUAUGAGCCUUUGCAGCUCAGCUUGCUCGUCAAAGGUGACUUCGAUAUCGUCCUCAAAUAGUGGAAGAUCUUUGGCUGCUUCUCUUUUCAAUUCGGAGCAGGGGCGGAUCCACUACUGA